Messenger RNA from Limulus polyphemus (Atlantic horseshoe crab), 2406 nucleotides. RefSeq names its product methylcrotonoyl-CoA carboxylase subunit alpha, mitochondrial-like (gene Mccc1). The record is from RefSeq and is a predicted model, not a curated record. Gene Ontology annotation, cellular component: mitochondrion. The transcript has 16 exons. Gene Ontology annotation, molecular function: methylcrotonoyl-CoA carboxylase activity; metal ion binding; ATP binding. NCBI's taxonomy places the organism in Eukaryota, Metazoa, Arthropoda, Merostomata, Xiphosura, Limulidae. The coding region runs from base 30 to 2180 and encodes 716 amino acids.
AUUGGCGCUAGAGAGGGCCGUAAUCUAAAAUGGCAGCUGUGAGACUGUCUUCGUUGUAUUCUCGGAACAGAAAUAGAUGGCAGUCUAUAUUGAAAGCAUGGGUCAGAUACCAAUCAUCAGAUUCUGGACACUUUGCUCCUAUAGAAAAAGUAUUAGUAGCAAACCGUGGAGAAAUAGCAUGUCGCGUGAUAAGGACAGCCAAAAGACUUGGAUUGCGAACCGUAGCAGUUUAUAGUGAUGCUGACAGCCAUUCCUUGCACGUUGGAAUGGCAGACGAAGCUUAUAACAUUGGUCCAGCUGCAUCUCAACUAAGCUAUUUGAAUCAAGAAAGGGUUAUUGCUGUGGCCAAGCAAGUUGGUGCUCAGGCUAUACAUCCAGGAUAUGGAUUUCUGUCUGAGAACACUGAGUUUGCAGAACUCUGCAAAAAAUCCCAGUUGAUUUUCAUUGGACCUCCAGCUACAGCCAUCAGAGACAUGGGAAUAAAAAGCACCUCCAAGGCAAUCAUGGCUGCUGCUGGAGUACCUGUUAUAGAAGGUUACCAUGGUGAUGAUCAAUCUGAUGAAAAUUUGAGAAAGGAAGCUAAAAGGAUUGGUUUCCCAGUAAUGAUCAAAGCUGUUAGAGGAGGUGGUGGAAAGGGCAUGAGAACUGCAAUGUCAGAAAAAGAAUUUCAUGGCCAGCUUGAAUCAGCUCGUAGGGAAGCAAUGAAAUCAUUUGGGGAUGAUGCUAUGCUCAUUGAAAAAUUUGUUGAAAAUCCUCGCCAUGUGGAAGUACAGGUAUUUGGGGACCAUCAUGGAAACUAUGUUUACCUGUUUGAGAGAGACUGUAGUGUUCAGAGAAGACAUCAGAAAAUAAUAGAAGAAGCUCCAGCCCCUGGUUUGACACAAACAACUCGGCAGCUAAUCGGGGAAGCAGCUGUACGAGCAGCAAAAGCUGUUAACUAUGUAGGAGCAGGAACAGUGGAAUUUAUUAUGGAUAAACGUCAGAUGUUUUACUUCAUGGAAAUGAACACUAGACUGCAAGUCGAACACCCUGUGACAGAAAUGGUGACAGGGACGGACCUAGUGGAGUGGCAGCUAAGGGUAGCAGCUGGUGAAAUACUGCCACUGACACAAGACGAGCUUAAAUUAGAUGGUCACUCACUGGAAGCUCGGAUCUAUGCUGAAGAUCCUGACAAUGAUUUCAUGCCUGGAGCUGGCCCUUUGACUUACCUUAACACCCCUGUUCCAGGAGAAAGGGUUAGAAUAGAAACGGGAGUUCAACAGGGAGAUGAAGUGUCAGUUCAUUAUGACCCUAUGAUUGCAAAGCUAGUGGUUUGGGGGCCUAAUCGUCACCUUGCCUUAAGAAAACUUCAUCAGUGUCUCUCUGAGUAUAAUAUUGUAGGCUUGAAUACAAACAUUACUUUUCUGAUGGAUUUGGCUUCUCAUCGUGAGUUUUUGAAUGGGAAUGUUCACACAGACUUUAUUCCUAUGUACAGAAAGGAGUUGUUUCCCCAAAGGCCACUCUCUAAUACCUUACUGUGUGCAGCGGCACUUGGAUUCAUUCUGCAGGAACGAAUAGAAGGUUACAGUACAACUUUACAAUCCCUAGAUCCAUUCUCCCCCUUUGGAAUUAUGGAUGGAUUAAGAAUUAAUGCCCAGUUUGUCAGAGAAAUUAACUUGCAGCACAAGGAAACAGUGUACGAUAUCAACGUGACAUACAAUUGUGAUGGAGGCUACUCAGUGCAGGUUGGAGAUAAAGAUUAUCUUGUUCAUGGCCAUCUUGAAAAAUCCAGUGAUGGCUUCUUUCAGCUGAAGUACAGUAUAGAUGGAAACCACAUCAAAGCAAGCUUAGUUAAGGAGGGCCCUAAUUUGCAUAUUUUCACCAGAGAAGGAUUUUACCAAGUCAGCAUUCCAACUCCAAAGUACCUUAAAGUCGGAACAGUUGGAGGAGGUACUCAAGAUGCUGUGUCACCAAUGCCAGGAGUUAUAGAAAAAGUUUACGUGAAUGAUGGUGAUACGGUCCAACAUGGUGAUCCUCUGGUGGUGAUCAUAGCUAUGAAGAUGGAGUAUGUCGUCAAAGCCCCAAAAGAUGGUAUAGUUGAGAAAGUACUAUUCAAAGCGGGAGACAAAGUUUCCAAGAACUCUCCAUUAGUUCACUUCCAAGAAGAAGCUCCUGUUGGUUCUACGAAUUCAGAAGCUUAAAAUUAGAUUAUAGAUAUACAUCUGACAAGAUUUGGUAUACAAUGAAAGGAUACGUAGCAGUACAUAUAAUAAUUUGUAAAAUAGGUAAGCAUUUCAAACAAAUUGUGAAGAUUAUCAUAUUAUGUUUAAACAACACUUUACAGAUGGUCUGUUUUGAAUACAUAUAAUAAUCUACAAUAAUAACUUGUUUCUAUACGAGAUAAUAAAUUAUGUUUUACUAUUAUUA